This is a messenger RNA of Engraulis encrasicolus (European anchovy), 1411 nucleotides long. It is a transcript of the gene smyd5, whose product is annotated as SMYD family member 5. The record is from RefSeq and is a predicted model, not a curated record. Gene Ontology annotation, biological process: negative regulation of gene expression, epigenetic. Lineage: Eukaryota; Metazoa; Chordata; Actinopteri; Clupeiformes; Engraulidae. The transcript is spliced from 13 exons. Gene Ontology annotation, molecular function: protein binding; histone H4K20 methyltransferase activity. The coding region runs from base 6 to 1238 and encodes 410 amino acids.
UCAACAUGGCGGCCCCCCAGGAUGACAUGUUUUCUCUCUGCGUGGAACCCGGCAAAGUUAGCAAUAUUGUAGAAGUCCGAUUUAUUGACAAUGUAAAGGGAAAGGGAUUGUUUGCAAAGAGAGACAUCCGCAAAGGGGACACUUUAUUCAUUGAACGACCACUCAUCUCAUCCCAGUUCCUGUGGAAUUCCUUAUACAAAUACAAAGCGUGUGAGUACUGUCUGAAGGCUCUGGAGACGGCUGAGGAGAACGCCAGGAGGCUCAGCGGGCUGCCGGGCCUCAGCCUGCCCCACCCGGAGCUGUGCCGGGUGCGGCCCGAGCUGCACCAAAUCUGCCCGCAGUGCCAGGUGAAGUACUGCAGUGCAGAGUGCAAACAGGCGGCUCAGGAGCAGUACCACAAGGUCCUGUGUCUCGGGCCCUCCCAGGACGACCCAGACCACCCUAUCAACAAGCUGCAGGACGCAUGGAGGAGCACCCACUAUCCCCCGGAGACCUCCAGCAUCAUGCUGAUGGCCAAGAUGGUGGCUGUGGUCAAACAGGCACCAGAGAAGGGCCGCUGGCAACGACUCUUCUCCCAGUUCUGCAGCCGGUCAGCCAACGAGGAAGAGGAGAUCGCCCACAAGCUCCUUGGAGAGGAAUUUCAGGGACAGCUUACCCUUCUGCGGAGCCUGUUCACGGCGGCACUUUACGACGACCACCUGAACAGGUGGUUUACUCCUGAGGGCUUCCGCUCUCUCUUCUCCCUUGUGGGGACCAACGGACAAGGCAUCGGGACCAGUUCGCUCAGCCAGUGGGUUCAUGCCUGUGAUGCACUUCAGCUUCCUGGCCACCAGAGGGAGCAGCUGGAUGCCUUUAUCGACCAGUUAUACAAGGACAUAGAGAAAGAGACGGGCGACUUUCUGAACUGCGAGGGCUCCGGUCUCUUCCUGCUUCAAAGCUCAUGCAACCACAGCUGUAUCCCAAACUCGGAAGUUACUUUCCCCGACAACAACUUCCUCCUUCACCUCAAUGCCUUGAGUGACAUCAGGGCAGGAGAGGAGAUCUGCAUCAGCUACCUGGACUGUUGCCAGAGGGACCGCAGUCGCCAUAGCCGCCACAAGACACUGAGGGAGAACUACUUGUUCGUCUGUGCGUGUGCCAAGUGCGUGUCGCAGGCGGACGAGCCGGACGUAACCUCGGACGAGGAGGAGGAGGGGGAGCCCGAGGGUGAUACAGAGGACGAGAUGACGGACGUUUGACCUGUCGAGACCUCACCAACACCACCACUAUCCCCCCUAAUAUAUACACACUGACACAGACACGUAGACAUCACGGUUCCUGGUACCAGCCCUCACAUGGGCAAAUUGAAAAGACCAAUACGCCUCUCGACCCCAAAAAUACACACGGAUGAACCCUCACACUCUCAACUUUC